UCGAGCGUGUCACUAUGAUGGUGAUCCUGCUGAACUGCGUGACGUUGGGGAUGUACCAGCCCUGCGAGAACAUCGACUGCAACUCACAACGCUGCAAGAUUCUGCAGGCCUUCGAUGCGUUCAUCUACAUCUUCUUUGCGCUGGAGAUGGUGGUGAAGAUGCUGGCACUGGGGAUUCUGGGUCGUCGCUGUUACCUGGGUGACACAUGGAACCGCUUGGACUUCUUCAUCGUCAUGGCCGGUAUCGUGGAGUACUCCCUGGACCUGCAGAACGUUAACUUCUCCGCCAUCAGGACGGUGCGGGUACUGCGGCCGCUCAAAGCCAUCAACAGAGUGCCAAGCAUGCGUAUCCUGGUCAACCUGCUGCUGGACACGCUGCCCAUGCUAGGCAACGUGCUGCUCCUCUGCUUCUUCGUCUUCUUCAUCUUCGGCAUCAUCGGGGUGCAGCUGUGGGCGGGGCUCCUGAGGAACCGCUGCUACCCCGCCGAGAACUUCACCCUCAACAUGGCCGUGCGUCUCCCCCGGCCCUACUACAUGGCGGACGAGGACGACGAGCGGCCCUUCAUCUGCUCGCUGCCCGUGGACAACGGCAUCAUGGCGUGCACCGACGUGCCGGCGCGGCGCGAGGGCGGCCGCACCUGCUGCCUGGACAAAGAGGACGCGCUGCACCGCCGCUCGCUGGGCCUCAGCGCCGACCCCCCGCCCGUCAUCGCCAACGGCAGCCACGGCAACCCGGGGCUGUGCGUCAACUGGAACCAGUACUACACCCGCUGCCAGACCGGACACAGCAACCCGCACAAGGGCGCCAUCAACUUUGACAACAUCGCCUACGCCUGGAUCGUCAUCUUCCAGGUCAUUACCCUGGAGGGCUGGGUGGAGAUCAUGUACUAUGUGAUGGAUGCUCACUCCUUCUACAACUUUAUCUACUUCAUCCUGCUCAUCAUCAUCGGCUCCUUCUUCAUGAUCAACCUGUGCCUGGUGGUCAUCGCCACCCAGUUCUCGGAGACCAAGCAGCGGAAGCAGCGGGAGCACCAGCUCAUGCAGGAGCAGCGCGCCCAGUGCCUGUCCUCCUCCACCCUGGCCAGCCAGCCGAGGGACUGCUACGAGGAGCUCUUCCAGCUCGUCUGCCACGUGCUGCGCAGGGCGCGCCGUCGCGCCGUCACCCUCUUCAACGCCCUGCGGGGAAGCCCAGGGGCUUCCGGGGCCUCCUAUUGCCCAGACUACAACAAACCCGACCAUGUGACCCCAGCCGAGCCAAUGGCACUGGACGUGGCCGUGGCCGUGUCGCUCGGCGCCGCUGGAGCUGCGGGGCCCGGCGACGGCGGUCCGGCCAAUGAGGCGGCGGGGGAGGCGGAGAUAGAGGAGACGGACGGGGAGGGGGACCGAUGCUGCGCCAGAGAAAAGGGGGAGAAAGGCGGGGGGUGCCACCCCCGGCGGCGGUGCCAGGGGCUGUGGUACGAGGUCCGGGUGAAGCUCUGGAGCAUCGUGGAGAGCAAGUACUUCAACAGAGGCAUCAUGAUCGCCAUCCUCAUCAACACCAUCAGCAUGGGCAUCGAACACCACCAACAGCCAGAGGAGCUGACCAACGUCUUGGAGAUCUGCAACAUCGUCUUCACCAGUAUGUUUUCGCUGGAGAUGAUCCUGAAGAUCACGGCAUUUGGCUCCUUCAACUACCUCAACCCCUACAAUGUGUUUGACAGCAUCAUCGUCAUCAUCAGCAGCCACCUGUGUCCGCCUGGCCUGUGUUUCCGGAUCCACAAGAUGAUGGAGGUGUACAAGCCAGACUGGUGUGAGAGCCGGCAGGACUGGUCUGUGUACCUGUUCUCCCCUCAAAACAAGUUCCGUCGACUGUGCCGUUCCAUCAUCGUUCACAAGCUGUUUGACUAUGUGGUUCUGGCCUUCAUUUUCCUCAACUGCAUCACCGUGGCUCUGGAGAGGCCUAAGAUCAUGCAGGGCAGCCUGGAGCGUCUCUUCCUAACCGUCUCAAACUACGUAUUCACUGCCAUCUUCGUCACGGAGAUGACUGUCAAGGUGGUGUCUAUGGGGCUCUACCUGGGCGAGCGGGCCUACCUGCGUAGCAGCUGGAACGUCCUGGACGGUUUUCUGGUGUUUGUGUCUCUCAUCGACAUCGUGGUGUCCAUGGCAGGAGGGGCCAAGAUCCUGGGGGUCCUCAGGGUCCUUCGCCUGCUACGGACUCUAAGACCCCUCCGGGUGAUCAGCAGGGCUCCAGGUCUGAAGCUGGUGGUGGAGACCCUCAUCACGUCUCUGAAGCCCAUCGGAAACAUUGUCCUCAUUUGCUGCGCCUUCUUCAUCAUCUUCGGCAUCCUGGGAGUACAGGUGCCCUCCACCACUCACUCACUGUGCUACAUAGUCACACACUGGCCGUACUUUUAUAGUCACACACUGAUUAUCCGAUUGGCCGAAGUGGAGCAGGCGUCUCUGAUGUCAGAGCAGAUGUCAGACAAGUCUUCCCUGGCGCUGCCUGAUGACCUCAGCCUGGACGAACACAGCAUGUACCAACUGCUGCUCCCAGAUCCGCCGCCCCAGAGGGGCGGUAGCUCCUGUCCCAGCCCAGAGGAGCAGCGCGAGGUGGGGUCCCGGGGAGGCUCUGACCCCGUCAGCCCGGACAGCAGUGGGGGGGAGGAGGGUCUCCGGUGGCGGCUGCAGGAAGGGCUCCUGCCCCGCUCCGCCCCUACCUCGCUGGGACGCUCAGGUGCAGCACGGCACGCCAACGCUGGCCUCACAGAAACUCAAGCGGGCGACCUGGGAGCAGGCGGUGCCAGAGGAGAGGAGGAGGAGGAGGAGGAGGAGGAGGAGGAGGGCUCAGCCUUGCCCGCCUUCCCCCUCCCGGCGGACUUCUUCCACCCGGCCCAUGUGGCCCCGCACGGCAGCCCGCCGCCAGACGCCGACCCGAGCAGGAUAGACCCGUCAAGGCUGGCCUCCCCCGCCUCCUGGGCCUCCCUCCGCUCCCCGGCCGUCCACAGCAGGGACCUCUGUUCCCAGCACCCCUCCCACAGCGGCUCCUCCCUGGCUACAGCCAGCUCCAACGGCAGCCUGCAGACCACCCUGGAGGAGGGGCUGAGCUUCAGCGUCACCCUGACAGGACACCAGGGCCUCCAGCAGCCCCUGCUCUGCCCUUUGCCCCCCAGCCAGCCCCUCUCCUACACCCGUACACCCCCACCGCACACCGCCCAGGCCCAGGGCUCGGCCACGCUGCGGGGUCGCAGCACUGCGCUGACCCUCCAGGCCACCAGGGGGCACCAGAGGAGCCAGAGCAGCUGUGGGGGCAGCAUCAGUCCAGGGGGCCUCCGCCAGGACUCCAUGGAUCCCUCGGACGAGGAGGCGGGCACGGGGUCUGGGCGUGGCGGUGCCGGCAGCCAGGCGUUCAACAGCGAGCACCUCUCAGAUGUGCUGAGCAGCCUUUCGCUGACGUCGCUGCUCUCUCCGGUCUCUCUGGAGCCCCCUGUGGUGAAGAAGUGUAACAGCACCGGCUCCCUCAAUCAGGCCAACCUGUCCACACGGAGCCAAGAUGGCCGCCAGUGUUGCGGCAUCGAUGCCCAUGGCUACUUGUCCAACCCCUGGGAACAGUACCGGGGAGAGCAAGAUGGCGGAUUUAGCAUGGUGAACAGAGGCAGCGACAGCCAAAUAGCGAACACAAGCCCCAGAAAAAACAGAUGAAAUACCUCUCUCCCUCUCUUUUCCUCUUCUUCCAACUCACUACUUUCUCCCUCCAUUUGCUAUUCUGGGAUGGCGGAUGGCUGGGCGAGAGACUAUUAACUUGCUGUCCGUGAGGUCCUGCCAAUGCUGACAAACUUCCUAUUCCUGUUGCUCAUCACGAACGGCGAGAUGUCCGUGUGCUCUCUCGCUGACACCUCGCGUGGUUGCGCAAGGUCGGUUGGCUGCCGUGGUUUGAAUGUCUCGUCUUUACCGCAGAAGACGGGAUUAGCGGAGCGUUAGCGUAAUGAAGACCCUAGCUCGGAGGAUUGAUUGCUGGAGACACUGGAAGAGAAUUUAGCAGCACCGGUGUGGUGUUGGAGCUUAGCUAGCUAGCUAGAUACAAAAUGAAUGUUUCUCUUUGAAACAGGGCUAGCAUGACGCACCACUCAGUCUCACCCUCGCAAAAACACAACUUUGUUCAAAGGCAGUUGAAUAAUCAUCUGGGGAUCCUUUUUGAAUAACAAAUUAACUUUGUACAGAUGUUUAGGGUUUUUGAUUUGUUUUUUUGUAAGAACCGUCACCAACCGUAGCAUCGACAUCUAAAUAUUUUUUCUACCUGUUUAGCCGAUUCCACAGGGGCGGGAAAGCCGCUGUUCCACUUGAUGUGUUCUAACGUUGUGCUUGACAAGAGUGUUGGAGUUGUGUUGAUGUAGUCAUGACGAUGUAGUCAUGACAAUGAGGAGAAGAAAAGGAGAGCAGGAGGGCAAAAAAAAGUAAUGGCUAGUCUGAAAAUAGCCGUAACGGGUGAGGAGGCAGGUGAGGGAGGGGGGGGGGGGUGGGGGGGUGGCGGGGUCAAAGAGCAGGAUGGGUGAACCGCUGCUUCAAAGCAACCGGUGAGGGUGAAGGAGCAGAGCAAUGCUACACCAUCACUCCUUCGGCUCUGCCGGGAAAGGGCUAAAACAGGAACAGCUAACAGGUCUGCAUGAGUGCCAUGACCACAGUGUGACCCUGGCACGACCCCACCAAUGAAAAUACUUCAGUUAGUUUUUAGUCCACCUGGUUUCUGAUGGAGAUUAUGUUGAGCACAUCGUGGCAGUACCAGAGGUAUCCCCAUUCCUUAGGCAAUGGAAGGAAAUCAUUUGAAUGUGUACACCCGAUAUCUACUAGUGAUGGAACUAUUGACUAUACAUAUAUAUAUGAUAAGAAUACGAGGACUAUACAGAUACCUAAAAGAAGACAAAUACAACCGUCAGAAAGACGAAUGAAGACUGUUGUACUUGAUGUGGGCCGUAGUGUAGAGAGAGAGAGAGAGAGAGAGACAGUAUCGGAGAGGGACAGCUGAUAUACUGAAUAAAUAGUUGCUUAAUCUACAAGCAGAUAGUCUAAUCAAUGGGCAGCAACAGAAGUACGGCAGCCAUCGAGGGCCAACUGUCAUGUUUCACUCUGUGCACUGUUUCCUGCCUGUUUUACCAAGUUUUUAAUGAAAGCACGACAUACAAGAGAUGGCGAUUAAUACUUUGACUGGAGGCAGUUAUUUAUAAAUCCACUGGAGGUGGAACUCAGGUGAAGAGUAGCACACACUGAAAUCAGUUUUACACAAAUGCAGGAGAACACACACGCACGCGCACACCCACACAUACACACACUCACUGCACAAGACCACCGCAACGAAGCGCAGUAUGCUCCCACAUUUUGAUUUCAUUAACCUUUGGAAGCAGAUAGAUGAAGGAGAGAGAGGGUGGGAUGGGGGGGAGGGUCUCUUGCCCUCCUGUUUUAUCAUUUCGUCCUGCUUUGUCCUAUCCUCAGCUCUCUGUUCGCAUUGAUUUAGAAAGGAGAGCUGGCAUCGCCAAAUGGCGGUUGACUUUCCCCCCUUAUUUGAGAUAUGCAAUAUGGGUACGGUAGACUCACGGUGAGGUAGGCAAUGUGGCUACGGAAGAGUAUAUUUAUAAAGAUGUAUGUGAUUUUAAAUUCAUCCCCGGGAGCUCUGAGGUCAUUUCGAAUGGUGAUGUGGUGGAACGUCAUGUGGCUCGAGGUGGUGGAAUGUGUUAACCCUUCUUUCCCCCUCUUGCCGCCUUUUGAUUUCCUCUUCAAUGCAUGUGUUUUCUCUCCUUGUUUGUUUUGUAAAUGUCAUUCUAGUACCAUGCUAAUAAAGCUAGCUAGCUUUUCACGAGCGACCCGCUCCUCCUCUCCUCCUCCUCGAUCCUUGUUCUAUUCUUCUCGCACCGAUGAUGAAGAUGAUGAUGAUGGUAGUGAAUGUGAAGAUGGUAGUGAUGAAGAUGAUUAGAUUCCAUGUCCCAGCUCGGACGACAGAACAUUAUUUCCUUUAUUUACAGAAUUCCCAGCAUAUUUAGGAAACGGUGAGGACAUUUUUCUGCACUGUUUUGGCUGCCUCAAUGUCCUUGACUUAUUUGAGCACAUUUAGUAGGACCAUGAAAAAGGAUCUGUCAACUGGUCUUUGAGAUCUAAGAGAAUAAAGGAAAAAUUAUAUAUUCUCAA
Molecule: messenger RNA, 6152 nt
Organism: Gadus macrocephalus (Pacific cod)
Lineage: Eukaryota; Metazoa; Chordata; Actinopteri; Gadiformes; Gadidae
Product: voltage-dependent T-type calcium channel subunit alpha-1I-like
Biological process (GO): calcium ion import; membrane depolarization during action potential; neuronal action potential
Cellular component (GO): plasma membrane; voltage-gated sodium channel complex; voltage-gated calcium channel complex
Molecular function (GO): low voltage-gated calcium channel activity; voltage-gated sodium channel activity
Source: RefSeq, a predicted model, not a curated record